AUGAGUAAGAAACCAAUAUCGUUUGGUAAAAUCAGCUUUAACAUCGAAAAACUAUCAUCAAAUGAUGAUGGUUCUACAUCAGGCUUUGGAACAUUCGGCCGAACACCCAUUCAAGAACAUAAAGAUAUAGAAGAAAUAGCGGAUGACCCCGAAACACGUGAUGUGCAACGCGUGAUGGGAAUCAAAAACUUUGGUAAAAAAGCCAAGAACUUUGACCUUGAAGAGAUGAUAAAAGAAGCGAAAAAAACUGCAUUACAAGUAAAUAAAAAGAAAGCUCUAUCAGAACAGGAUACAGAACAAGAGUCUAAUAAUAGUAACAAUGAAGAUAAUGAAGGUAGUGUGAUAGGUCCUUUACCACCUUCUGCUGAUGAUGGCAGUGAUGACGAAUUAAUAGGUCCUCCAAUACCCUCAAAUCUAUACAAAAAUAAUGAAAUGAAAGAUGAUAAAAAUGAUGAGAAAGAUGAUGACAGUUAUAAUGAACUGAGUGAUUCUGAUGAUGAAGAACUAUCAAUUGUUGAUAGAAUACCUUAUAAAGAAGAGGUAGAAAUGCAUCAUGGACCAAAAGCAGUGACUGCUCUUGCAGUAGACCCGUCUGGUGCUAGAUUGGCAACUGGAUCUAUUGACUACAAUGUCACUUUUUGGGACUUCGCAGGUAUGGACUCCUCAAUGCGAUCAUUUCGCUCAUUAUAUCCAUGUGAGAACCAUCCCAUCAAAGCUCUACAGUAUUCUGCAACAGGUGACUCUAUUCUAGUAGUCAGUGGUUCGGCACAAGCUAAAGUGCUGGAUAGAGAUGGAUUUGAAGUGUUGGAGUGUGUUAAAGGGGAUCAGUACAUCACUGAUAUGGCUAGAACUAAAGGCCAUACAGCUGCUUUGAACAGUGGUUGUUGGCAUCCUCAUAUCAGAGAAGAGUUUAUGACAUGUUCCCAAGAUGGAACCCUUCGAUUAUGGCUCACACAAAACCCUAAAAACCAUAAAGCAGUGAUCAAACCUCGACAACUUGGUGGAUUGAAGACCAAUCCUACUGCCUGUGCUUUCUCAAGAGAUGGCAACACCGUUGCGUGUGGAUGUUUUGACGGUUCUAUUCAAAUGUGGGAUCAUAGGAAGAACUAUGUCAACACAACAAUUUCACUUCGAGAUGCCCAUCAGAAACAGACUGAAAUGACAUCCAUUGCUUUUUCAUAUUUGGGGACAUAUUUGGCAAGUCGGGGAAAUGAUGAAACUCUAAAAUUAUGGGACUUGCGAAGUUUUAAGAAGCCAUUACAUGUGUUUAGUGAUCUGUUUUCAAGAUAUGAGCAGACAGACUGUAGUUUUAGUCCGGAUGACAAUAUGGUAUUUACAGGAGAGUCCUUACAAAAGAAUCAGAAGUUUGGUCGACUAAUAUUUUAUAAUACAAAGACUUUUGAAGAAGUUACACAUUUUAAUGUGACACAAUCUCACAUAAUAAAAGCUGUGUGGCAUCCAAAGUUAAACCAAAUAUUUACGGGCUGUGGAAAUGGGACAGUUAAAAUUUAUUACGACAAAAAGAGAAGUUUAAGAGGUGCGAAACUUUGCCUUGUAAAGACUCACAGAAAGAAGCAGUCCAUGGAAGUUGUUAGUUCCCAACAAAUAAUCACUCCUCAUGCUCUACCGUUGUUCAGACAAGAAAAAUUGAGGACAAGUAAGAAAAGAAUGGAGAAAGAUAGACUGGAUCCUGUCAAAUCCCACAGGCCUGAUCUUCCAAUCACAUCAGGUCAGGGUGGAAGAGUAGCAGCCUCUGGAAGUACACUCAGUUCCUUCGUCAUAAGAAACUUGGGUUUGAGUAAACGAGUGGAUGAUGACCAGGACCCGAGGGAGGCUAUACUGAAAUAUGCGAAGGAGGCAGAAGAAAAUCCCUUCUGGGUGGCUCCGGCUUAUAAAAAAACUCAACCGACUCCCAUAUUCCAAGACGAUGAUGAAGGACCUGAUGCCAAAAAACCAAAAUCAUCGGAAACU
Brenthis ino (lesser marbled fritillary) is the source of this 1971-nucleotide messenger RNA. NCBI's taxonomy places the organism in Eukaryota, Metazoa, Arthropoda, Insecta, Lepidoptera, Nymphalidae. The record is from the annotation of a GenBank genome assembly.